UGCAUAUAAAUAUGGACUAGCAGGUCGAAUAAAGAUAUCAGUUUAUACUUUGAUAUAAUUCAAGCAAUACACUCUUGAAAAGAAACUCUUCGAUCAUGUCUAUCAUUUUUCUGCUUGUUGGUAUACUGUCCAUUGGACUAAAAUUAACAGCUGUGGAAUCCAUAGGAGUUUGCUAUGGGAUGAUUGGAAAUAAUCUACCAUCUAGGCAAGAUGUUGUGAAUUUAUAUAGAUCAAGAGGCAUUAACCAAAUGCGUCUUUACUUCCCAGAUGAACAAGCCCUCCAAGCCCUUAGAGGUUCCAACAUAGAGUUGAUCCUUGAUGUGGCUAGGGAAACCCUUAAUUCUCUUAGAAAUGCCAAUGAAGCCACAAAUUGGGUCAAUAGAUAUGUGAAACCCUAUGCUCGAGAUGUUAAAAUCAAGUACAUCACUGUCGGAAAUGAAAUUAAACCUUACGACAGUGAAGCACAAUCCAUUCUCCCUGCCAUGCAAAACAUUCAAAAUGCUAUUUCAGCAGCCAAUUUACAGGGACAAAUCAAGGUCUCAAUAGCAAUUGACAUGACUUUGAUUGGUAAUUCAUAUCCACCCAAUAAUGGUGUUUUCACUGACCAAGCAAAACCAUACAUACAACCAAUAAUAAACUUCCUAAAGAACAAUGGAGCACCACUUCUUGCCAAUGUGUAUCCGUACUUCGCUUAUAUCAAUAAUAAACAAAGCAUUUCUCUUGAUUAUGCUCUUUUUAGACAACAAGGAAACAAUCAAGUUGGUUACCGAAACCUUUUUGAUGCCCAGUUAGAUUCAGUAUACGCUGCUCUUGAGAAAGUUGGCGCUUCCGGUGUGAAGAUAGUUGUGUCCGAGAGUGGGUGGCCAUCUGCAGGUGGAGAUAGUGCCUCAACGGACAACGCUGCCACAUAUUAUCGUAAUUUGAUCAAUCACGUCAGGAAUGGGACUCCUAAGAGACCCGGAGCUAUUGAGACUUACUUGUUUGCCAUGUUUGAUGAAAAUCAGAAGACUGGUGCAGCAACUGAACAACAUUUUGGUCUCUUUAAUCCUAACAGAACACCUAAAUAUCAAAUAAGUUUCAAUUGAUAAUCUAAAAAAGCUAUGUAGCUAACUAAAUAGUUUACUACGAAUAAUUGUGUCAUGUGUGCACAUGUUGUUUCCAUCUUUCUAUGUCUGUAAUGAAUUAAAUAAAUGAAAUAUCAUAUAUCUUGUUUACUUA
Molecule: messenger RNA, 1218 nt
Organism: Medicago truncatula (barrel medic)
Lineage: Eukaryota; Viridiplantae; Streptophyta; Magnoliopsida; Fabales; Fabaceae
Product: glucan endo-1,3-beta-glucosidase
Exons: 2
Coding region: 96-1085 (329 amino acids)
Biological process (GO): carbohydrate metabolic process
Molecular function (GO): hydrolase activity, hydrolyzing O-glycosyl compounds
Source: RefSeq, a predicted model, not a curated record